Molecule: messenger RNA, 576 nt
Organism: Macrosiphum euphorbiae (potato aphid)
Lineage: Eukaryota; Metazoa; Arthropoda; Insecta; Hemiptera; Aphididae
Source: the annotation of a GenBank genome assembly
AUGCGUUGGAAACCGUUCGUUGCAAAUCGUGUGAGUAAGGUUCAUAAUUUAACAUCACAGUAUUCAUGGUCGUAUAUUAAUACGAAGGAGAACCCGGCUGACAUUUUAUCCAGGGGAUGUGAUGUUCAAGAUAUACAAAAAUGUACAUUGUGGUGGAACGGACCCGCAUGGUUGACGGACGAGCACGCGAGAUGUGAAGAACUCUGUCUAGUACACGAAGAUGAGGAGACACUAUGUGAAGAGCGAAAGCAGUCGAACACAGUAGUAAUGGUCGCUGAAGUAAAGGCAAAUUAUUUUAUACAACUGUGUGAAAAAUAUUCAAAAUUAAAUCGGUUUCAGCGUGUGUUUGCCUAUACAUUGAGGUAUGUGCAUAAUAUUUCAAGUAAAUUAAGAGCAAAAGAAAGAUACUCGGGUCCACUCAGCAAUGACGAGAUCCAAAAAUCGGUAAAAAUAUUUAUUAGGCUCUUACAAAUUCAAUUUUUUGGGGAAGCGCUUCAAAAUAAAAAAUUGCAGUCAUUAAAUCCUUUCACAGUAUAUUGCGUGUGGGUGGCCGACUUGGAAACGCGACAGAUUUAA